AUGGCGUCGAUAAUGCCGUCGGUGUGGAGUCCAUGCAAGCCUCCUGUGGCUGCUGGUCCGAUUUUGGCGGCGAGCUCACCUGCGCUGGCAGAAGACAUCGGGUCUGAAACGCCUGUUUCCAAUCCAACUGUCCAGCAAUUGCUAGUGAAUGGCAGAACUCGCUCAUACGGAAAGCAGACCCCGAAGGAGGUCACCAAUUACGGAUCUGGGAUCCACUUUGUGGACAUGGCGGACAAAAAGGGAGCACAGCGAAUUCGAAAUACCAUCAACUCGCGAAAGCACCGCCAGAACAAGCUUAACAAGAUCCGAGAACUGGAGAAGAAGCUUGCGACUUGCGAAGCUGAUAUGAAGAAAUGGCAGGGAAGGGCGAACCAGAUGGGGUGGAAGGAGGAAAGCCACCAUGGUGUAUGA
Exophiala dermatitidis NIH/UT8656 is the source of this 411-nucleotide messenger RNA. RefSeq lists its product as uncharacterized. Bases 1 to 411 code for a protein of 136 amino acids. Lineage: Eukaryota; Fungi; Ascomycota; Eurotiomycetes; Chaetothyriales; Herpotrichiellaceae. Gene Ontology annotation, biological process: regulation of DNA-templated transcription. The transcript has a single exon. The record is from RefSeq and is a predicted model, not a curated record. Gene Ontology annotation, molecular function: DNA-binding transcription factor activity.